This is a messenger RNA of Drosophila montana, 721 nucleotides long. Its product is annotated as synaptosomal-associated protein 25-like. NCBI's taxonomy places the organism in Eukaryota, Metazoa, Arthropoda, Insecta, Diptera, Drosophilidae. The transcript is spliced from 3 exons. Gene Ontology annotation, cellular component: plasma membrane; SNARE complex. Gene Ontology annotation, biological process: synaptic vesicle priming; exocytosis; synaptic vesicle fusion to presynaptic active zone membrane. The record is from RefSeq and is a predicted model, not a curated record. Bases 18 to 209 code for a protein of 63 amino acids. Gene Ontology annotation, molecular function: syntaxin binding; SNAP receptor activity.
UGGAAAGCACCCGACGAAUGCUUGCUCUUUGUGAAGAGAGCGCGGAAGUUGGGAUGCGAAGCAUUGUUAUGUUGGACGAGCAAGGAGAGCAACUUGAUCGAAUUGAGGAAGGAAUGGAUCAAAUUAAUGCUGACAUGAGAGAAGCCGAAAAAAACCUAAGUGGAAUGGAAAAAUGUUGCGGCAUUUGCGUACUACCCUGCAAUAAGUAAAUAUUUAACAAAUAUAUUUUUAUAAACGAGCUAAAAUAACUUAAAAAUAUUUUUUCAUACAUAACAUAAACUUUUGGCCAAUCGAUUUUAUGAGAGCUAUGUAUAUAAUAUCGAAUCCGAUGUGGAUUGUGUUGUGAGAGCAAAAUGAUAAUAGUUAUUCGUUGAGAUAUCUUUCAAAAAAAUUGAAACAAAAAACACUUUUGUAAAAUCCACAAUCUUUUCGGUAAUGCUUCGGCGUAGCCUCCACACAUAAGGAAUGUCCAAAUAAGUCGGGGAUGGCAUUCCUCGUAGUUUUUUCUCAAGAUUCCAUUUACGGCGGUAGUUAACUUUAUAGCGUUUUUUUAAAAUAUAAGCAAUUAAAAGUUGCCGAUAGCGCGUUGGUAGCACGAUUGUCAAGUGUCGUGCAGAAACGAUACUACUUCACGAUGAAUUUCCGAUAAUUUUUGAACUAUCGUCAACACUUUGAGAUGAGCGAAUGACAGCUGCUAACUAUCGAUGAUGAAUCAUUAAAA